This is a messenger RNA of Zingiber officinale, 1201 nucleotides long. Its product is annotated as transcription factor bHLH112-like. Lineage: Eukaryota; Viridiplantae; Streptophyta; Magnoliopsida; Zingiberales; Zingiberaceae. The record is from RefSeq and is a predicted model, not a curated record. Gene Ontology annotation, cellular component: nucleus. The coding region runs from base 39 to 1064 and encodes 341 amino acids. The transcript is spliced from 7 exons. Gene Ontology annotation, molecular function: RNA polymerase II cis-regulatory region sequence-specific DNA binding; DNA-binding transcription factor activity, RNA polymerase II-specific; protein dimerization activity. Gene Ontology annotation, biological process: regulation of transcription by RNA polymerase II.
UAAAACUGGAAUCGAACCAGAGAGAUCCUCAUCAAUCCAUGGCCAAUCAAUUCCAAUCAACCUCCCGGAGCUGGCGCAGCACCGCCUCUGCCGCCGUCCCGCGGAGCUACAACCAGCUGCCCUCCGCCGACGUGUUCGACGCCAGCUCCAGCUCCUGCGACGAGUCGCCGGGAUCGAUCUCCAGCAUCGCGAUAACUUUCCAGGACAUGCACGUUAACAGUAGUAGCAGCAACAGCAGUGCUCAAGAAGUGCAAGCGUUGGAUUUUGGCCUCCUCUCGCCUUCUAAUUCCAUCCAAUGGAACCAACCUUUCUUUGGAAGAGGAGACGACAGCAGCUUCCAUGCCUUGCUCCAAGACCAAGAGGACAUGACUCGAUCCAGCUUCUUGUUCCAUGACGACUCCAGCUCCACCAUGAUCAAUAACAACAAUACCAUCCCACUGAUCGUUUCUUCAUCCUGCGAUCGACCGAUGUUGCAGAAGAAUGACAGCCGAUUAAUGACGCAGUUUAUCCAUCAUCCACAUAAUUAUCCAGUUAAUUAUCAGCAGGUGCAGGAGUUGAAUCAAUCACAGCUACUCAAGCAGCAAGUGGCACGCUCAAAUUUCCAUCCUAGUGAUCAGCCAAUUGUUAAUAGCAUGGGUAACUCAGGAGUGGCUUCUUCUUCGAACUCGGAGAAGAAAGGCAGCAGUAAGAAGCCAAGAUUAGGCACAUCGUCCUCGCUAGCAACAUUCAAGGUGAGGAAGGAGAAGCUAGGAGACAGAAUUACUGCACUUCAACAACUGGUUUCUCCUUUUGGGAAGACAGAUACUGCAUCAGUUCUCCACGAAGCGAUCGAGUACAUCAAGUUCCUCCACAAUCAAGUUCGCGUUUCAAGCUCUCCAUAUCUGAAGAAUGCGCACAAACUGCAGCGAAGCAUGAAUGAAUCAGAGGAUGGUGAAGGAGAAGAUGACGAUCUCAGAAGCAAGGGGCUCUGCCUUGUUCCAAUUUCCAGCACUAAAUUCGCAGUGGCUAACCAUGAGGUCCCUAGUGAUUUCUUGGGUACCCCUAACUUAGGAGCGUUUAGAUAGAAACAAAAAGAGAUGAAAUUUCACAUUUAUGAUGUUGCAUCGGAUUCAUAAAAGAGAGAUUGAUAGAGUUUAUGCCAAUUGUAUGAUGCAAUGGUGAGUUUAAGCAAAGUUACAAAACUCAUUGUUCCUUAUCGAUA